Molecule: messenger RNA, 633 nt
Organism: Saccostrea cuccullata (small rock oyster)
Lineage: Eukaryota; Metazoa; Mollusca; Bivalvia; Ostreida; Ostreidae
Product: MAM domain-containing glycosylphosphatidylinositol anchor protein 1-like
Exons: 4
Coding region: 74-472 (132 amino acids)
Cellular component (GO): membrane
Source: RefSeq, a predicted model, not a curated record
UUCCUGUCGUUUUGAAGUUGAGAAUGACCCAGCUUGCUUUUUGAAUGCUGAUAAUGAAAAUUGGUUUAGGAAAAUGGGAGCAACUUCCUCAAGUGGGACAGGGCCUUUAUAUGCAUUUGACGGAUAUUACUAUUUUUAUUUCGAAGCAACCCGUCGUACAGCUGGGGAAUCUUAUUACAUCUAUGAUAACAAUAUUAGAUUUGAGAACAAGACCUAUUGCCUCAGCCUGGCGUAUCACAUGUAUGGAAUCGGCAUGGGGACAUUUGUAAUCAGUACCUCCAGUAAAGCCCUCGGAUAUAAGCAACACUUUUCCGUCACUGGAAAUCAAGGGGAAAAAUGGCAUAAUAUUGACGUCAAUCUACCUCUUAAUAAAGACACUUGGAUUUAUAUUGUGGCAAUCAGAGGAAAAACGUACAUGAAUGACAUUGCAAUCGAUGACGUCAUUCUCAUGCCAUCCCCUUGUUCACCAUGACUUUAUAAAAGAGAAAGAACGAUUGAACAAUUUAGAUUAUAAUCAAAUGAUUUAUAUGACUAGAUAAUAUGUAUGGAGUCCUUUCAAAUAAAUAUUUUUUGUAAAGUAAAUUUUCAAGUUAAUGAAUAAUUUCUAACAUUGCCUUCAUAGUACAUUUACCG